GUUGGUGAUGGUGCCGCACUGCACUUGUUUCAAGGAUGUCAUGGUCUGCGGUUCCCCUAGUCUGCGUCAUCGCUUAUACGCGACAGAGCAGUGAUAGCGCUGCUGUUGCUGGCGACGCUGGGGUCCAACCUCGCCAACUCCGAGAACUCGCUGUUCACGCUAAGCAAUUUCAAGGCAUGUUACCACUGCCCGCCUUCCUCGCAAGCACCGAUCCCAGCGUUGUAGAUAUGGCGUCGGGCACCACCUUCGCCUCCUGCAUAUCUCUCAGCCACGCCAGAGCGUGCUGCGACUGCGCGCCUUUCUCGCACGCGCUGAACCCAGCGUUGUGAAUGAAGGCGUCGGCACCACACUCGCCUAGCGCACUUUGCUAAGCAACGCCAGAACAUGCUGCCACUACCCAACUUUCUCGCAAGCGCUGCUCCCAGCGCUGAACUGUAGGACGCUGGGCUCCCCAACACUUCGGCAAACAAUGAAAAGGCGUGCAGCCACUGCAUGCCUCUCUCGCAAGCGCUGCUCCCAAUGCUGAAACUGCUAGAAGACGUCGGGCUCCAGCUUCGCCUCCCGAACCUCGCUGAACCCUGAGAGGGCCUGCUGCCACUGCUCGACGUUUCCGCACGCGUUUACUCCAGCGCUGUAGCUGCUGACGCCACGCGCCAUGACGCCGUCUGCACAUCUUUGAGCAACGACGGGGCCCGCUGCCACUGAUGACCUUUCUCGCACGCGCUGACCACUGCGCUGGAGAUAGAUGACCUCGGGCUCCUGCUUCGCCUCCUGAACCUCGCUGAGCAAUGACAGUGCCUGCUGCCACUGCUCGGCGUUCCCACACGCGCUUAAUGCAGCGCUGUAGCUGAUGAUGUCGAGCGCCAAGAUCGCCUCCUGCACAUCUCCGAGCAGCGACAAAGCCCGUUGCCACUGGAGACCUCUUUCACACGCGCUGAUCAUCGCGUUGUAGCUGACCCACCCGUGAACUUCAACGGACCGGCUAGCAGGCCGAAGAGCUCCGAGGAGCUCGCAGAGAGCGUUCAUGAUGCGGUCGACGCAAAGAUCUCGCCGGUCAUGAAAACUCGUUGAAUCGGCCAAGGGAGGAUGAUCGCCCACCUGGCCAAAGAAAAUCGGCGUUCUCGCACGCGCUGGCCACAGCGCUAUACACGACGACGGGGGGCUUCAAACUUACAUCCGACAUCUCACUGAGCAACACCAGCGCCCGCUGCCACUGCCCGCCUUUCUCACACGCGCUAACCCCAGCGCUGCAGCUGAUAACGUUGGGAUCCAGCCUCGAAUCCCACAUCUCUCUGAUCAACGCCAAAGCUCGCUGCCACUGCCCGCAUUUCUCGCACGCGCUGAUCCCAGCGCUAUAGCUUAUAUCGUUGGGUUCCAACCUCGCACUCACAAUCUCGCUUAGCAACACCAGCGCCCGCUGCCACUGCCCUCCUUUCUCGCACGCGCUGAUCCCAGCGUUGCAGCUGAUAACGUUGGGAUCCAGCCUCGAAUCCCACAUCUCUCUUAUCAACGUUAAAGCUCGCUGCCACUGCCCGCAUUUCUCGCACGCGCUGAUCCCAGCGUUGUAGCUAGAUGACGUUUGGCUCCAACCUUUUCUCGCGCAUCUCGAAUAGCAGCGACAACGCCCGCUGCCACUGCCCGCCUUUCUGGCACGCGCUAAUCCCAGCGUUGCAACUGAUGACGUCGGGAUCCAACUUCGCGCUCACCAUCUCACUCAGCAACCAAAGAGCCCAAAGCCACUGCCCGCCGCUUUGGCACGCGCUGAUCCCUGCGCCGCAGCUGAUCACGUUGGGCUCAAGCCUGACAUCCCACAUAUCGCUGAGCAACUCCAAAGCGAGCUGCCACUGCCCGCCUUUCUCACAUGCGCUGAUCGCAGCGCUGUAGCUAUCACGUCGGGCUCUGGCUUCUUCUCCUGAGUCUCGCUGCGCAGAGAGAUCGCCAGCUCCCACUGGCCCGCUUCCUCGCACGCUCUGAUAGCAGCAUUUAAAUCGACUAGCGCGCUGAUACCGGCAUUGUAAUCGACUAGGGCUGAUCCGCCUACUUUUGUUCGCUGUGCCGCAACGUCGGGCUGGAAAAAACUCGCACCCCACAUGUCGCUGAGCAACGCCAGAGCCCGCUGCCACUGUCCAGCUGACUCGCAUGCGCUGAUCGCAGUGUUGUAGCUGAUAGUGUUUGGAUUCAAUUUCGAAUUCCGCACAUCCCUAAACAGUGCCAAAGCUGACUGCCACUGUCCGCAUUUCUCGCACGCGCUGAUCCCAGCGUUGCAGCUGAUGACUACCAUAGGCCCGCGGUAAACGAUCCACGCUCGCCUCUCACAAGCAGAUGCUCCAAGUCUGUGAAGUCCCGUGGAGGCGAAGAUAUUGAGCCAAAGGCGCACACGUUGCCUCAAGCAGCAUCUAUUCGGAAAGAUCGGCGAAGGCACUGCUAGGGAUCACUCGUU
This is a messenger RNA of Prorocentrum cordatum, 2440 nucleotides long. NCBI's taxonomy places the organism in Eukaryota, Dinophyceae, Prorocentrales, Prorocentraceae. The record is from the annotation of a GenBank genome assembly.